CGCUUAGGGCUCCGAUCGGCCAAUGAGCGCGGCGGCUUUCGGCCUCGCCCCGGCGACUCGCAUCCCGACCGCGUAUAUACUCGAACCUUGUGCUCACAACUUGUAGACAAUGGAGUCUGUUUGCGGGCAACAAGCGAUCUACCGGCCUAUAUAAGCAUGCGUGCGGUACCGCUUGAGUUGUCGCCAAGUUGACAGCUCUCUCAAAGCCUUCGAUUCCUUUCCAGCAGCAACGCCAUUGAGAUUCCGCCAAUAAUCAAGCACGUAAUUAUUACAUUAUUAACAACGAAGCCAAAAAAAUGUCACCCUCGAAAUCCCAACCCAGCCUGGUCAUCUACCGUGGCUUCCCCGAAAGAGACACCUACGUCUGGUCGCCCUUUGUGACCAAGCUCGAAGCACAGUUGCGCUUCGCCGGGGCGUCGUAUACAUACGAAACCGGGUCGACGAGGCUCGCGCCCCGGGGCAAGAUCCCUUAUAUCGCUCUCAAGCAUGAUGGUGGAGAACCUGAGCUUUUAGGAGACUCGCAAUUGAUCAGCGAGAGACUGGUCCGGGAGGGUGUACUGUCAAAACUCAAUGAAUCGCUAUCGCCUGUGGAGAAUACGUUAGAUAUGGGCAUUAAGGCGCUCCUGGAGGAUAAGCUAUAUUUCUAUAAUACGCACGAACGAUGGAAUGAAAACUACUAUACCAUGCGAGACAAGAUCCUCGCUGCCCUUCCAUAUCCGAUCCGCGCGGCUGUCGGCAUAAUGAUCUGGCGCAACAUCAACGCCGGCCUGUACGGCCAAGGGACAGGCCGCUUCACGCCCGACGAGAUCCAUACAUUCCGAGACCGUAUUUGGGACAAUAUUGAAAACCUGCUGGCCGACGCAAGACGCAAGGCCGGGGUGAAAUCAGGCCCUUUUUGGAUUUUUGGCGGCGACCAGCCGGCUGAGUGUGAUUUUUCGGUUUUUGCGUUCACCAUUGGUUGUUUGAUUUGUAAGGCCGGUCCCGAAUCGGCCAAAAAGGUCCGCUCUUUGCCGAGUGUGAUUGAUUAUGCACGGAGGAUUCAUGAGCAGUACUUUUCAGACUACACGGGUCCGGAGUGGGAGUAAAGGCUAUGGGCUAUCUACUGAUGUCUUUGAAUGUUGAUUAUAUAUACCCCAGCCCGGUUCUCUGGUCUGUUUGCAUCGUUAUGUAUAUGUGUUUAGAAGUGGGCUA
Molecule: messenger RNA, 1191 nt
Organism: Talaromyces proteolyticus
Lineage: Eukaryota; Fungi; Ascomycota; Eurotiomycetes; Eurotiales; Trichocomaceae
Product: putative glutathione S-transferase
Exons: 3
Coding region: 297-1085 (262 amino acids)
Source: RefSeq, a predicted model, not a curated record